AUGCAUCUCCAGCCCUCUGGCAGCAUUGCUUUGACUGCUGACCAGGUGCAAAAGUCGCUGUUGAAAGCCAGGCAGGACCAAGCAGAAAACAGGGAGAGCCUCCCCGGCAAGGUCCUGCUAGAACAGGAGAGUGAGAAGAAUGUUUUAUUACAGACGCUACUCCAGACCCAGGCAGACAUAAGAGAAGCCUGCGAGCAGCUCGAGCAGCUCAGGCAGGAGGUGAACGAGCAGCAAGAGAGCGGGCAGGCACGUGAACGGGAAGAGCUGCAAGAGAUGCUGGAGAAAUUGGAAAAGGAGGAGGCAGAGAAAGAAGACGAAGAAGACGAGCAUGAGGAGAAGCUGUUGAAUAUGAAGCAGAAGGUGGCUGUCAUGCAAGCUCAACAAGAAGAGGAGCGAGCCAGAGUGGAAAAGGCCAAGCAAGAGGUCCUGCUAGAACAGGAGAGUGAGAAGAAUGUUUUAUUACAGACGCUACUCCAGACCCAGGCAGACAUAAGAGAAGCCUGCGAGCAGCUCGAGCAGCUCAGGCAGGAGGUGAACGAGCAGCAAGAGAGCGGGCAGGCACGUGAACGGGAAGAGCUGCAAGAGAUGCUGGAGAAAUUGGAAAAGGAGAAGGCAGAGAAAGAAGACGAGCAUGAGGAGAAGCUGCUGAAUAUGAAGCAGAAGGUGGCUGUCAUGCAAGCUCAACAAGAAGAGGAGCGAGCCAGAGUGGAAAAGGCCAAGCAAGAGGUCCUGCUAGAACAGGAGAGUGAGAAGAAUGUUUUAUUACAGACGCUACUCCAGACCCAGGCAGAGAUAAGAGAAGCCUGCGAGCAGCUCGAGCAGCUCAGGCAGGAGGUGAACGAGCAGCAAGAGAGCGGGCAGAACGUCACGGAAAAGCUCCAGGCAGAGCUGUGGGAGAGUCAAAGUCAGAUCAAGGCAGUGGAGGACAGGCACAAGCAAGAAAUGCAAGCCAUCAAAGAGGAUAUGAAUGUCCUCCUUCAGCAGAGGGAUGCUCUACAAAACAAGGUGGAAGAGUUGACGUCUCGGCUAGCAGCCUCCAAAGAGGCCCAGCAAGUGGCUUCCUGCAAAGCUCAGCAAGAUCUGUAUGAGGCACAGGAGCUGUCAAGGCUGAAGACGCUGGAGGUUGUGCACCUCCAGAAGAUUCUGGAGGAGAAGAGGAGUCGAUGCGAGGAGGUAGAACAUCAGAACAAGGAGCUGCAAGCACGUCUGCAGUCCUUGGAGGAGCAAAGGAGUCAAUGGGAAGAAGCGCGGUGUCUCAGCAUAGAACGUCAGGCUUCGUCGAAGGUCUUUGAGAGUGAAAGACUGACUCAGCCUCUGGAGGAGAAGGAACUGAACGUCGGAGCCCUGGAAAACAACCUUGCCCAGCACGAGGAGGUGUUUUGGCUGCUUUCUGCUAUUGAACAGGCCCAGCGGCAACAUUCAAACAACAGAAGAGAAAUAGAAGAGCUCAACGAGCAGUCCCAAGCAGGCGAACGGUGCUUGAGAGACGCUGUGCGUGCACAGGAUGAGGCAUCUGAAUGGCAUUUGAGGAUGAUCCCCAACUGGAUGAUCUUUAAGAAUGAUGUGAGGAGAAAGAUGUGGGAUUUGGAGCUGGAGCUUAGCGAGAUGCAAGCUGAGAGGGACCAUCUCAGUAUCCCAAAUCAGGAGCUGGAAGAAGAGUCGGAUCAAAGCCAGGAAGAGGCACAGAUGGUGGAAGGCAAGAACUCUCUCCAAGUUGCCCUGCAGGAAGAGACUGCUGCUCUAAAGGUGGAGGCUUGGACUCUACAGCAAGAGGUGGCGUCUUUGGAAAGGAAGCUCGAGCGUGCUGAGAAACAGAGAAAGGAUGUCAUGCACGAACGGGACAACCUGGAAGCACUAAAAGAAAAGCUGCUUGGUGAGAUAAACCUUCUUCAGGAAUCAGUCACAGCCUCUGAAACUCGAGCAGAUGCAGCGACAGAUAGGAAUCGCUGCCUCGAACAAGAACUGCAGACCACACUGUCUGUCUUAAAAGUUAAAAGUGAGGAAGUGGAAACGCAGCGGGAGAAGCUCCAGAAAGAGGCAGCAGAAGCAAAAGCUUUGCAGGAGACCCUCACUCAUGUGACUGCUGUCCUGUCAGACAGAGAGGGAGAAAUGAUGUUGUACCGGCAACAGGUGAACACGCUGGAAAAACUGCAUCAAAGCACUCUCGAUCAAGCUCUUAAGGACAUAAGAGAGAAAAACCAGAUGGUGGAAUCCCAGCAAGAACAGAUACGGGAGCUGGAGAAGGAGCGAGAAACACAAAGGACAGUCAUGAGCAGGAUGAGCAAAGAGCUGGAGGAGAGGGACCAGGAGAUCAAAUUCCUGGAGGAGAAAAUAACAGAUCUGGAAAAGCACAGAGCCUCACAAGUGAGAAAUCUGCUCGUGGAUCUUGGUCGAAUGAAAGGAGACUUGAAGGAGAAAAACACAGAGCUUGUGUCUCUGAGCCAGCAGAUCCAAGAACUGGAAAAGGAGAGAGAAGAGGUGCAAUUUCUGCACGCAAGCCUUGAACACCUGAGAGCAGCUCUUAAGGACAGAGAGAAUGAGUGUGAUUCUCAAAGGGAUCAAAUAAGACUCUUUGAGCACUACAAAGAGCAGCAAGAGGGGCGCCUGCAAGAGCUUCAUGGUGAAGUAGGAAAAAUGACCCUUUCUUUAUUUAUAAAAGACAAAGAGCUUGAGUGGCAACAAAAGCAAAUGCAGGAAGCCAGAAAAUCCAUGGAAACGCAGCUAAGGAGUGUCCGUGCCCAGCUGGAGCGGAGCUUAGAAGCCCUAAAAGAAAAGGACAGACUCCUCGACAUCCAAGAGCAACAAAGAAGGAGCCAUGAGUCAAAAACAGAAGAGCAGAUGAAUGCCUUACAGAGAGACUUAGAAUGCAUUGAGGCGAUGCUGAAAGAAAAGGAUUUCAUGAUUGAAUCGCAGAAGGAAGCGAUUGAGGUCUUCCAGAAACGAGAACAAGAUUCUGAACAGCAGAAGGAAAUCCUGCAGCAUCUUCAAGUGGCACUAAAGGAACGAGAGCAAGAAAUUGUAUCCCUCCAAAAGGAACUUGAGGUAUGCAAGGAGAAGGAAGAACUACACAAAGCUGAGCAGACAAAUCUUCAUGCAACAAGGCUGAGUCUGGAAGAAAGAGAAACAAAGAUCAGGGUUCUGGAGGAGGCUCUCUCUGAGCUUCAACAGCAAAAGCAGGAGGCAGUGAUGCAGACCAAAGCCCUACUGCAAAAACUAGAAGAUGCUGCAUCUUCUCUGGAAGCUAGAGAUCAAGAGAUGGUGUCCUUGCAAAAGCGUGCCCAGGACCUUCAAGAGCAGAAGGCAUUAGAAGGCAAGCGUGUACUUGAUCUUCUGAAGCAGAAUGACAGCAAAGUCCAAUGGGAAAAGAAGGCACAAGCCCUGACUCUUGCCCUUACCAAGAGUGAAAUGGCCAACAGGACUCUGAGGGAAGAAGUAGGCGUCCUGCGGAGCAGGGUUUCAGAGAGGGACAAGGAAGAGUUUCACCUUCAGCACCAGCUCAGUCGCCUCUCUGCAUCCCCUCAGGCUCGUGCAGAACGCGAGCAGCUCUCCUGGCUCUCGGAGAAGAGAGUGCUGACACAGCAGCUGGAGUGUCUGCAGCGAACAGUCACAAGGCUGGAAGAUGAGAAGACGGAGCUGAAGCACCACAAUGCCGAGCUGAGGAGGACUCUUGAGCAGGUGGAACAUGAACGGAGGACACUGAAGAGAUAUUUCAGGCAGCAGUCACUGCCAGAUGCCUCCAGAUUUUCUGUCUCCAACACAGAACAGCAGAAGAUGCCCCCUUCCAGACAGACGCAGGUGGUGCAGGAGCAGAAACUCAAGCAGGGCUGCACUGAGCGCUGAGCGUCUUCUUUGACGGCCUGCAUGCAAUAAGGGCCUCCUCAUCCUUGUGCCUCGGAUCCCACAGCCCCACGUUCCUGGGGGACUGAAAUCAGCCUGUGCCUCCAGCGGGUCCAGCCUGGGAGCUUUCCCCGUGCCUGCAUUGAGAUCAUCCAGAGCGAGUUUUAUGUACAUGUGUUUUAUGUACAUGUGUUUUAUGUACAUGUGUAUGUACUAUUUUCUUUCUAAUAUUGCUUUAAUAUGUAUUUUUUUUGUAAUAUAGUCAAUAUUAUUACUG
This is a messenger RNA of Cuculus canorus (common cuckoo), 4114 nucleotides long. RefSeq names its product centrosome-associated protein CEP250-like. Bases 1 to 3840 code for a protein of 1279 amino acids. The record is from RefSeq and is a predicted model, not a curated record. NCBI's taxonomy places the organism in Eukaryota, Metazoa, Chordata, Aves, Cuculiformes, Cuculidae. The transcript has 16 exons.